Ostrea edulis (European flat oyster) is the source of this 3544-nucleotide messenger RNA. RefSeq names its product germ cell nuclear acidic protein-like. The coding region runs from base 169 to 3297 and encodes 1042 amino acids. The transcript has 14 exons. NCBI's taxonomy places the organism in Eukaryota, Metazoa, Mollusca, Bivalvia, Ostreida, Ostreidae. Gene Ontology annotation, cellular component: nucleus. The record is from RefSeq and is a predicted model, not a curated record.
GCGAAAUUCAAUUUCACUUCCGGUUGGCAGGUGCUUUUUAACAUUGUUGAACCUAUUUGAGGCUAUUGAAUGUUCCGAAAGUUUUAAAGUUAACAGCAACCGUAGUUAAUGUUUGUUAUCUGGUAAAUUUGUUGCUUUAAGUUUUCUCCUAGAUUAUAAACACCCAGAAUGGCUGCAGAAGAAGGGCCAGACACACCGACAGACACACAGUCAGUGCCUACACAGCUAACAAGUACUCCAUAUGACGGUGAUUCGAAACCAAAUGUUGCUGAAAUGUUCAAACGGAUGGGUGAUAAAUUAGGCUGGUUCCAGUUUGAUGAUUUAGAAACAGCUCGUAAGAUAUUGACCGAUAGCAGCAAGAAAAAGUCCACAAAAUCCAGAAUUGGCAAAGAAACUCAGCACAGAAGAGCAUAUUUUGCAGGAAAAAAGUUAUUAGAAUCUGAAAUGUCUACAGAGAAGAUUUCAUUCAAGUUGUCACCACUGCAGGAGAAAGUAGUACAAAACAUUAGCAAUGAAGACUUUGAAGAACCAAUCCCACCGCAUAAAUCAAAAGCCUGCACUGAUUUAACAAAAGAAUGUAAGGAAAAAAAGAAAGUUAUAAAGAAAGUAACACGCAUUUCCAUUAUUCCAUCAGUAAAUGCGGAAAAUGUUUCCCCAGUUUUUGCACAACACAGUGACAAGAGAUACUCCAUUUCCAAUGCUGAUGCAGGGAAUCCCAUUCAAGAAUCUACCAGAAUUCACAGCAGACAAAGCAUUGACCAGUUACUGGGCAUGUCCAGCGAAUCCAGCCAAUCAUGUAAAGACAACACAGAAAAUGACACAGAGGAGGAUUCCUAUAGACAACUGAAUAUACAGAAAAAUCAUAAACAUUCUGAUUCUGGUGAUGUAGGACUGACAAAGGCUCCAAGUAGGAUUCAGAUAACCAGAUCAGAUCAGGAAGACACACAGCUUUACACAACAGCUCAAAGUGAAAUCUUGGAAACUGAUCCUCUGUAUCAGACUGGGAUGGAAAAGGAGGUUGAAAUAUUGGAUGGAAAUCCUUCAAAUUCGAUGGAGGCAUCAGAAGAUGUCCAGAACAUUCUAGAAAGUUCUGUAGAGAGUACAAAAAGGAUGGACAGCUCUUCCUACAUUGAGAUGGAGGAUGCAUCAGCUCAGGUGGAUGUAAGUGACGGAAAUCAUAAGCUAGAUUCCAAAUCUGAAUUCCAAAAUCCGAAUGGAGCUGGUUCUAAAUCUUCUCCAAAUGGUUCAUUACUGAAAUGCAGUGAUAAUUCAGGAUUAGACUCUUUAUGUGAACAGAUUGUAAAAGUUGCUCAUGUUCAUUCUCAAGAAGAAUCAAAUGUAGUGGAAGAAAGUGAUGAUUUAUCAUCCAUUGAGAUAGGAGAUGUCUCCUUACAGACUAGUGCAUUUCUUCUUAGUCAGAAAAAUUCAAAUAUUGUUACAGAAUCAGACUCAUCAUAUGUGGAAGUAACAGAAACAUCAAUCCAAACAAGUUUCACAGGUGUUUUACCAAAAGACAAUGGACAUAAGUCUUUUGCAUCAUUAUGUGAUCAGGAAUCCAACAGAUCUGAUUCUGCAGGGAUGAAUGAGGGAAAUAGUAUGAAAUCAGAACCUCAGAAUUCGUCUUCUGUACGUGAAGAAAACACGGAGAGAGCAGUGACAAGUAACAGUAAAGAAAACAAUGGCUUUGUUCAUCACAACAUCUUCAGCAGUGGUGAGGAGAGCUCAGAUGAUGAUUUCAUUACUUCAAAAGGUAAAGUUAUCCAAAAGACACCAAAGUCUACAAAUGUUGGAGUCAAGAAGCAGGAUGAAAAGGGCUCUGUGCACAAAGUGACAGAAGGUGGGAAAGUAAAGGCAGAAGUUAACACUGAGAGAUUAGAUUUGGAUGAUUCUUUAUCGGACAUUAUUCCAAGAGCAAGACACACUGAAGAGCCACCCAGGGUGGGUGCCGUCUGUGAGACGGUGAAAGGGCCGCAGUAUCCCGAUCUGUCCUCUGAUAGUGACGAUGAUGUAAGUGAAGAGAACGGAGAAGACUGGGUUGAAGGCGUACUCUCAUCAGAUUCCGAUGACUUUUUAUCUGACAGAGGCAUAUCUGUUAAAGAGAAGAGAAAAAACCUCAAAACUGGUCAACAACAACCCAGCACUGGCUGCUGGAGGACACCAAAGCAGUACAAAAGUGACUCCAGUGAUGAUGAGGAGGAGCUGGAAUCAUUCUUCCACAAAAUUAGAGCAUCAAAGAACUUCACACCAAAGGACGCUCCCAAGAAGAACAGAAGCCUAGAUGAGUUUAUUGUUGAUGAUGACGAAAUGAGCAGCAGUGACAAUGAUGCAGAAUUUUAUAUCACUACCAACUCUGUUUUCUCCACACCAAUCAGGAAAGUGGGACCGAUUGAGGUAUUUGAAGAUGAUGAUGCCUUCAAGUCUGACAUUAAACUCAUUCAAAGAAAAAAAAACGUAAGAAGGCAGAAGACGUCAUCAACAAACAAGAAGAAAAUAGAUGUUUGGGAUGACAGCGACAAAGAGGAAGAGGAGAAAUACAGCUUUCUGAAGUCUCUGUCUACUGACGCUCCAGAGGAUCUGUGUGACAGAGAAGCUCUCAGAUACUCCAAAAAUUUCAAAAAGAUGAAAGAAGAAUUGACAAAGAGACUGUUUAAAAUCUACAAUGAAACUGUAUUUGAUAAGCAGCUUCCAGAAGAUCUACCAAUCCAGUGGAACAAUCGUCUUCUGAAAACUGCUGGUUACUGUGUGUAUAAGAAGAAUGCCAAGGUCCACAACAGCAGUUCAGUCCGUAUUGAACUCUCCACCAAAGUCUGUGACUCAGCAGAGAGAGUACGGGACACGCUGAUCCACGAGCUAUGUCACGCUGCGGUGUGGAUUCUGCAUGGGAAGAAUGAUGGUCAUGGCCCCUACUGGAGGAUCUGGGCCAAAAGAUCAAAUCUGUCGCAUCCUGAAAUCCCCAUCAUUGCUCGUUGCCAUAGUUACAGUAUUACCACCAAAUAUACAUAUCAGUGUAGUAAAUGUGGAUACAGUAUUGGACGACACUCAAAAUCCCUGGAUACUUCACGGAAGGUAUGUGGAUUCUGUCAUGGAGAGUUUCUUCUGAUAAACAACAAGCAGACGUCGCGGAUUGAUCCCAGGUCAGGCUUCACCCCUUCAACCCCCAGGACACCCAACAAGUUUGCCAUGUAUGUCAAAGAGAACUAUGGAACUGUGAAGGGAAGAGAAAAAGGCCUCAAACACGGAGAUAUUAUGAAGCUGUUGGGCAAAGAGUUUGCAGAAAAGAACAAAAUCAGUUCCUAGUGUCUUUUAUAAUUUUUUUGUAAAUUUUAUCUGUUCAUUUACAAUUCGUAGCUGAUAGUGUUUCAUUACAUACAUUAUGUACCAAAAGUCGACAGUACUGAUGCAUUUUACUUAUUUUGGAGCGAAGGUAGAGAAAUACUUUGUAUGAACAGUCACUAAUGUGAAUCGUAUGAAAAUUAAAUCUUUUAUUUGAUAGUGAACUAUAUGUGUAACUGUUUUACCAUAUUUAAAAUUUAGUACAUGAUGA